Lagenorhynchus albirostris (white-beaked dolphin) is the source of this 2619-nucleotide messenger RNA. It is a transcript of the gene GPR160, whose product is annotated as G protein-coupled receptor 160. The coding region runs from base 737 to 1753 and encodes 338 amino acids. Lineage: Eukaryota; Metazoa; Chordata; Mammalia; Artiodactyla; Delphinidae. Gene Ontology annotation, cellular component: signaling receptor complex; plasma membrane. The transcript has 5 exons. The record is from RefSeq and is a predicted model, not a curated record.
GCCAGUCUCCCGCUGGGGUCGCGACGGGGCGUGCGCGCUCAAAGGAUUGCAUCCGCACUUCCUGGUACCAGCGCGCGGGGCCGUUGCGGGGUUGCUGCGGGGUCCCCGGGGCCGUGCUUUCAGCCCCGGCCUGUCCCCGGUCACCUGGGGCCGGGCGCGGCAGGUGCCCGGCGGCGACCUCGCUGCAGGUCUGGUCGGGCGCCCAGCGCCGCGGACGCGGAGCGCGAGCCGGGAGCCGGGAGCCGCCGCGCCUCGGGUGGUCUCGGGAGGUGGCAGCGCGGUCCCCCGCCCCCCGCAUUCCGGAAGCGGCCGCGAGGACCCGGCUUGCGGAGGAAGGUCCAGCUGGGAGGAAACGCACUUGCUUCGCACCAUUGCUCUGCUUGUGCAAAUAACUCGUUAAGAGUUCUUCCUACGUGUGCAUCUACCCAAUAUGGAAUAACCCAAGAGAGCUUGAGGGCUCUUGUCCCAAGAAAAAGGGAAAGAGCAUAUUCCUUUGAGAGAAUGAACACUCUUGUGUUUACUCUGCAGUGAUUCUGUGACAGAAAAUACAAGAGCUUAUUCACAUGGCAUUUUGGUAUGCCAGGAACCAGAAGUGAGAUACUUAAAGGCAGUAAAACUGAAGUAAAAUAGGAAGAUCAGCUAAGAAAGACCUACUGGAGAAAGCAAAGGAUGGAAAAUAAAGUGAAGCACUGUUUUAUUGUAGCAGCAGGCCUUUGAAAUUGAACUGAAAAAAAAAAUGACUGCUCUUACUUCAGAGAACUGCUCUUUUCAGUACCAGCUACAUCAAACAAAUCAGCCCCUAGAUGGUAACUCUCUGUUAUUCUUGAUUACACUUGGGAAAAUAUUAUUAAAUAUCCUCACACUAGGAAUGAGAAGAAAAAACACCCAUCAAAAUUUUAUGGACUAUUUUUGCAUUUCACUAGCAUUUACUGAUCUUCUACUUUUGGUGAAUAUUUCCAUUAUAUCCUAUUUCAGGGAUUUUGUACUUUUAGGCAUUAGGUUUACUAAAUACCACAUCUGCCUAUUUACUCAAAUUAUUUCUUUUACUUACGGCUUUUUGCAUUAUCCAGUUUUUCUGAUAGCUUGUAUAGAUUAUUACCUGAAUUUCUGUAAAGCCACCAAGCUUCCAUUUAAGUGUCAAAAAGUAUUUUAUUUCUUUGCAGUUAUUUUAAUUUGGAUUUCAGUCCUUACUUAUGUUUUGGGAGAUCCAGCUAUCUACCAAAGCCUGAAGGUACAGAAUGUUUAUUCUUAUCAGUGUCCUUUCUACAUCAGCAUUCAGAGUUACUGGCUGUCAUUUUCCAUGGUGAUGAUUUUAUUUAUGGCUUUUAUAACCUCUUGGUCAGAAGUUAUUACCUUGGUACAGGCUGUUAGGAUAACUUCCUAUAUGAAUGAGACUGUCCUAUAUUUUCCCUUUUCAUCCCACUGUAGUUACACUGUGAGCUCUAAAAAAACACUCUUGCCCAAGUUGAUUAUCUGUUUUCUUGGUACCUGGUUACCAUUUGUACUACUUCAAAUCAUUAUCCUUUUACUUAAAGUACAGAUUCCAGCGUACAUCGAGAUGAACAUUCCGUGGUUAUACUUUGUCAAUAGUUUUCUCAUUGCUACAGUUUUUUGGUUUAAUUGUCACAAACUUAAUUUUAGAAACAUGGCAUUACCUGUGGAUCCAUUUGUCAACUGGAAAUGCUGCUUCAUUCCACUUACAAUUCAUAAUCUUGAGCAGAUUGAAAAGCCUAUAUCAGUAAUAAUUUGUUGACAUGUUGCCAUGUUAAAACUAAAACUAACAGCUACAAGAAUUAUAAUUUUACAAAUGGGAAAGAAUGAUGACUUGGGACAUAUAAAGAAUGAACUGAACUGAAAGCUCUCCCCCACAUCCCAAACUUUCAUACCUUUUCAGAAUAUGUCUUUUUGGGAUUGUGAUUUUUUUUUUUAACAAAAUACUUCCAAUAAGAAAUAUUUAUACCUGUUGACCAUAUUGAUAUUUGUGUUACCCAGAAAACUACUGGAUACAAACUGUUAGGUAAAUCUGCGAUUCACUGCCAACUUUUCAGAUUUAAAUAAACAUUUUUAUUACACUUAAAGCAAGAAAAUCAAGAUUGUUUUCUUUAAAUAAUUUGGUGUAAAUAUUCUUUAACAUAAGGGGAAAGAUUAGUGCAAUUUAAAUUUAGCUAAUUUUAGGACUUCCCUGGUGGCACAGUGGUUAAGAAUCCGCCUGCCAAUGCAGGGGACACGGGUUCGAGCCCUGGUCCGGCAAAAUCCUACAUGCCGCGGAGCAACUAAGCCAGUGCGCCACAACUACCGAGCCUGCGCUCAAGAGCCCACGAGCCACAACUACCGAAGCCUGCGCACCCUAGAGCCCGUGGGCUGCAACUACUGCAGCCUGUGCACUCUAGGGCCCGCGUGCCUCAACUACUGAGCCCAUGUGAGGCAGCUACUUAAGCCCGUGCGCCUAGAGCCCGUGCUCUGCAGCAAGAGAAGCCACCGCGAUGAGAAGCCCGCGCACCGCAAUGAAGAGUAGCCCCCACUUGCCGCAGCUAGAGAGAAAACCCACGUGCAGCAAUGAAGACCCAACGCAGCCAAUAAAUAAAUAAAUAAAUUCUUUUUAAAAAAUAAAGUGGUUAA